AUGGCAUCCAUCCGCGUCGGAGGAAACGGCGAUGAUGCUCCUCUCUUCGACAGUUUGGCCAAGCUCUAUAUCUCUGUGGCCAUCAUCUGGACGACUGCUCUCUUCGUCGGCUCCGCCUUUCUCAUUGCCAAUCGCCAUGAGCAAUGCAUUCGCAUUCGCAACCUGCCACUCGCACUGAGCGCGGUGUCAUGUCUCCAUGUCUACUGGAUUCUGUGCAUGGUCGCAUAUUCGAUGGGUGGCAAGUAUCCCUGUGCCGCGGAAUACUGGAUCAUGAGCAUCUAUCUGCCUCUAGGAAUCGCUCUUUUCCAAGCCAACAGCAUGCAGCUCCUAAGCGUCUUCGGUAUUCAGGAGAAGAUGCUAUUUAACGCGCAGCAACCGUACAGACCGCAUUUCAUCGAUCGUGAAAAAUCUCCUCGCCGAAACUUGUUUCGAUGGAGACAGUUGAACCUCGUCCAACGAACGGAAUUGUGCAUUGUUGUUGGGUUGGUGAUUCAACUCUUUCUGUCGCUCUCUAUCUUCCUCACCUCACGAAAAUUCCAGAGCUUCGGCACCUUUUCCGAACAUGAUUCCUUCGAUUCUCUGGCAAUUGUUCUGGUCUUGGAUAUUUACACCAUGUAUUUUGUGGAAGAUUCGCAAUAUUCACGACAUACACAGCUGGCGGCUCCAGAUCACCUGCUGCGUCAUCGCCGCUUUACCCGGUUCGCCCAUGUGGUUCGCCGCGCUGUAUUCGUCAACCGAAGUCUGGACAGCUAUCAACAGAUACUGGGUGCCGGCUCUCUGGCUGUUACUAUCUUCUUCCCCUGUUAUGAGCUUGUCGUCUCCAGGAGGCAGAGGAAUCGGAUCCUCAGGGAACUCCAAGCGUGGAAUGAAAAGAAGGCAGUCAGCGCGGAUGACUUGGAUUCAGGAGCAUCGCGAAAUCAAAGUGAAGUCAGCCGCGUGCCAGAAGUUUAUUCCCGAGAAGCUCUAGAGAGGUGCUUACUCGAAGACUCGAGCGCCCUUCUCCGAUUUGCCGCGGCCAAGGAAUUCAGCGGCGAGAAUAUUAUCUUCCUGAAUUACGUGCGCGAUUGGAAGGCUUACUGGCGGAAGAUCAAUGAAUCGAAGUCGGAAUACGAUUGGAAGCGCGAUCCUCAGUAUUACCGACUUCAUUUCUUUAAGAUUGCGGUCGAGAUCUACGCAGUGUGCGUCAACCUCGAAACGGCAGAAUUUCCCAUCAACAUUGAAUCUCAGAUUUAUUCGGAUCUAACGGAAAUGUUCGGUGAAGCCGCCCAGUUUAUCGGUCAAUCUACAUCAAGGGAAGCUGUAACAUGCUCCCACAGGAAUGUCCCUGGAUCUUACAACUUGGUGCCGAUGCACAGAAAGAAGUUGUCUACUGUGAUAACAGUGGAGGAAGAUACUCACGCUCUCUGUCUGGAUGCAUAUCGCCACGAGAGCCAAAGUAUCAUAAAUAUCGAGCCUCGUGUUCCGAAUUCUGUUAUCGUUCCUCCGAAUUUCACAGUCUCUGCUUUCCACCAAGCCGAGAGAUCUGUUAAGAGCCUAGUGCUCACAAAUACUUGGCCUAAGUUUAUUAACUCGUCCAGCGACUUCUUAAUUCAUUCUAAAUAA
This is a messenger RNA of Penicillium lagena, 1602 nucleotides long. RefSeq lists its product as uncharacterized. The transcript is spliced from 5 exons. The coding region runs from base 1 to 1602 and encodes 533 amino acids. The record is from RefSeq and is a predicted model, not a curated record. NCBI's taxonomy places the organism in Eukaryota, Fungi, Ascomycota, Eurotiomycetes, Eurotiales, Aspergillaceae.